Molecule: messenger RNA, 13467 nt
Organism: Cyprinodon variegatus (sheepshead minnow)
Lineage: Eukaryota; Metazoa; Chordata; Actinopteri; Cyprinodontiformes; Cyprinodontidae
Gene: hydin
Product: HYDIN, axonemal central pair apparatus protein
Exons: 83
Coding region: 1-13362 (4453 amino acids)
Biological process (GO): axonemal central apparatus assembly; cilium movement
Cellular component (GO): axoneme
Source: RefSeq, a predicted model, not a curated record
AUGGGGAUGACUCCAACAGUUUACACUCAGGAAAUGCUGCAGUCCACACAGGAGCGCCUGAUUAACACCACAGAGGUUCACCUGCCCCUCAGGCUGGAGAGGAUAGAAAACAGCAGCCCACAGCACAAGCUGUUAAAAACAGGCCAGCCGAUUUUCCAGCCUUAUCCAUCAGAACUGGUUUUCCAGAACUUUGUUCCCUCACACACCUACAGUCUGCCUCUGCUUCUUCUCAACAAUGACAAGGAGGCCCAUGCUGUGACAGUGGUGCCGGAGAGUUCAGAAUAUUUUAACGUGAAGGGUCCAGGAAAUGGAAGAGCCAAAGUAGCACCAGGAUUGACUGCCAGCUUUAUGGUUUUCUUCACCCCUCAGGAGAACAAGGACUACAGCCUCCGACUUGUUUGUGUGACUUCAAGUGAACGUUUUGAGAUUCCUGUCCGUGCCAUCGGACCACGAGCCAUUCUGGACUUUAAAGAUGAGAUUCGUUUGCCUAAUUGUGUAGUGAAAGCAUCCACUGAAAAAAACCACUUUGUUUCCAAUAUAGGGAAGCGUAAGGCUAAGUUCAAGCUACGCACACAAAGUCCUUUCUCAGUGACACCGUCCUCUGGUACGGUGGAUGUUGGAGAAGGCAUCCCGGUUACUGUGGUUUUUCAUCCCAUGACUGUUGGAGACUUUCAGGAAGACCUUCUUCUGCUCUACGACACUGGUGAAAUUGUUCACAUCGGUUUGUUUGGAACUUGUGAGGAACUGCACAUGUGUUUUGAACCGGAUCCUGUAGAGCUGAAGAAGACUUAUAUUUCCCUGGUCAGCUCGGAGACGGUGUCCCUCGCCAACUGGAGUGAUAUUCCUCUACAGUACAGAUGGACAGUGUGGCCAAGUCAGGCUAAAGAUGACCUGCUCUUAUCCAGGGAGAACUCAAUGCUUCGGCAGCAGGAGGAGAAAAAAAAAGAAAAUAUGUGUCUACCCGUUCAAUGUGAAUUUGACCCCACAACGAUCCAUCAUGUCGAACCGCAGGAAAGCAAAAGCCUCUCUCUCUCCGGCAUAACAUUGGCGCCAGCGGAGGGAGAGAUUUGGCCUAAAACUACUGCAACCUUCAACAUUAUUUUCAAACCAGAAGAGGCAAAAGUUUAUCAACACACUCUUUACUGUGAUGUUACAGGCAGUGAAUCACCGUUACCCCUUCGGAUCAAAGGUGAAGGCCUUGGUCCCAAACUCAAGCUCAACUUUAACAUAAUGGACAUGAAAGAUGUGUUUAUAGGCGACAAAGACCAUUAUGAGGUGCAGAUUACAAACAAAGGACUGAUUGACGCCCCAUUCAGAUUUUCCUGCCCUGACACCACAUUUGGCCGAUGUUUUUCCAUCAGUCCAAAAGAAGGUGUUGUUUCUCCUGGGUUCUGCCAGACGGUAGAAGUCACCUUCCACAGUCUGACCCUGGGAAGUUUUUCUGAGGAUUUGCUUUUAACUGUCACGGGGCAGCCUGAGACUCUAACCCUGACCUUCAGGGGUUGUGUGGUUGUCCCCUCGCACCACUUUAAUGUAUUAGAUCUCAAUUUUGGCGAUGUAGCUUUUGGUUUUCCAACCACACAGACGUGUACCCUCUUCAACACAUCCUUUGUUCCUAUGACCUUUUCUUUACACGUCAUGGGGGAUGGGACGGGAUCCCCCAGUGUCAGCAGUGCCAAGCAGGUGUCUGAUUUAUCCCGAAAGAAUUGGCAGGGGUAUGCAGCCAGACAUGCCCACCUCCGGCCGGUGGAGUUCACAGUCCACCCUGAAGCUGGUACUGUGGACGCCAUGUCUAAUGUCACCAUCAAGGUGACUCUUUGCUCCAACAAAGUGAAGAAAUAUGAACUAGCGCUGGCAGUAGAUGUUGAAGGAGUCGGAAAGGAAGUCAGCAUUUUGCCGAUCAAUGCCAGGUGUGUUGUUCCAGAGCUGAGGGUAGAGCCUGUGUGUUUGGAUUUUGGAAGAUGUUACCUGGAUCUUCCCUAUGAACAGAAUGUGCAGCUGAUCAACACCAGCAGCCUUCCUGCCUGUUACGGAGUGCUAGAUCAGGAAACUGAGGAAAGUACAACACUAACCUGCGGCAGCUCUGUUCCCAGAGGAAUUGUUCCUCCUGGUAGCUCAAAGGAGAUUCUUGUCUCCAUGACGGCUCAUGCUGUAGGAAGGCUACAGACCUCUCUACGCAUCGUGGUGUUUGGCAGCCUUUAUCAGCCUCUGGAGGUUGUUCUGUCGUGUAUCGGACAGGGACCCAUCGUUUGGGUUCCCAUCACACAGCUGAAGUUUGGCAGUAUUCCUGUUCUGACAGAUGAAACUCGAACGCUAUCGCUACUCAACCAAUCUCCCAUUCCUGCUCACUUCAACACCUCUAUGACCCGUAAAAACUCCUUCUGGCGUGUGGAACCCAGUGAAGGAGUGUUGCCACCGGAGAGCCAGCUAAAUCUAACGAUAGUGGCACAUCUGAAGGACAUGCUUCCCUUCCUGGAUGAGCUGCAAGUGUUUGUGCGGGACAGUCGGACACACACCAUCUCCCUGUCAGCCAAAGGCACCGGGACAACAAUAGUCAGUGACAAACCUUUGGGGCCUAACCUCGACCUGGGGACACACUUCUGCGAUGCUCCAUACCAGUAUCGAUUCAAGCUGACCAACCUUGGUCUGCGUCCUCACCGAAUGUUCUGGAAGGUCGGUGGCAUCCUGGCUAUUCCACGACAGCCUGUAGACAUCUCCGGUAGAACGCCAUUGCCUCCAAUCGGCUGCUCUGGACGGAGAGAUGCUCAGAGACAAAGACUUUCAUCCAGCAAAGAGAAAACAAUGAUCAGCGUCAGCCCUGCUUGUCUGGACCUUAAGCCUGGCUCCUCGGUUGACAUGGUGCUCACAGCAUCCUCUGAUUCCCCCAAGAUUCUUCACGAGCGCCUUGUGUGCGACAGCAUCAUUGGUGGACAUGGUAUUCAGGAGACCAUCAUGUCUGUGGAAGUAAUGUGUCGAUUUGUUUCUCCAAAGCUCAGCAUUUCCUCAAAGCAGCUGAACUUUUAUGUAAAGAAGGUUAAGGGGAGCCUCCUGCCUGUGUAUGAGAGGCUAGUCUUACUCAAUGUUUCCCCUUUGCCUCUGAGGCUGGAGCUCAGUGUUACAGAGCCUUUCUCUUUGUGUGAGUCUCCCGGAGAAAACAACUCGACCACAACCAAGUUUAUGGUUGUGAAGGAUGAAGGUCGAUUAGAGCUCUGGGUCUGCUUUGAUCCAUCUUUAUGUACCGACUUAGUAUCGUGUAUUUUAGAUAAGACCCUCAAAAUAAAAUACUUGGAACCUCAACAACAAGACAUUGUGAAGUUGCAUGCUGAGGUCCACUUACCAACACUUCAGUUUUCUUCAACCACAGUGGAUUUUGGUUGCCUGCCAAAAAACACAGCUGCAAAGAAAACUAUAACAAUCACCAACUGCUCCUCAGUUCCUCUAUCCUACCACUGGGCUUUUCAAAAACUCCCCCAAAUCAGAAAACCAGAAAUGGUAACAACAGAGUGGGAUCAGCAUACAGAGACUGAAGCCUCUCAGUUCUCUCCCAGACCUAAAGCAGAUGAUCAGGGCAGCUCACCGAACCCUUUACAUGUGGAUGAGGUUUUUGACAUCCUACCCAUUUAUGGUGUUUUGAAUCCUCAUGACCAACAGCUCAUGACUUUCUCAUUCCACAGCCAUGAGAACACCUGUACAGAGGUGGUGGCUCAGUGCUAUGUUGAAGAUGGACCGACGUAUAUAGUCCAAGUCAGAGUAGAGAUCUCAGAAUUCUCCUACAGUAUUGAAUCAACCCAUCUGGACUUGGGAUCCGUGCUGUUUUACUGCGUGAGUGAAGUUAAAAUGUGUGUUAGGAAUACUGGCAAAACCGGCUUUCAAUACAGCAUUAAACACCCUUCAAAUGCAGAGGAGACUGAAGGGGUUGAUAAAGAGAGAGGAGCACUGAUUAUUGGACAGAAAAUGACAGCUGGACGGCCCUUAGUACUUCCAGCUGUGGGUUACAUUGAUGCUGGUUCUGAGAAGCAGCUGCGUGUUACUUAUCUGCCUGGCAUCCCUGAGCGGUUCGAGAAGCAGUUUCAUCUUGAAGUGCCCUUCUUAGAACCACAGGAGAUAAUUCUGACUGGGAUGGGAGUGUUCCCAAUAGUCCGAGUGAAUUUACCACAAAACCUGUCCGAGGAGCACUACAGAGAUGUGGUGCAGCAGGCGAAAGCAACUCUGAAUGCUCAGGGAGUCAGACCUGACCCUGGACAUGAAGUCACUGUUGACGGAGGAGUUGAAAAACAGGCUGAGUAUGAAGAGUUGCUCAACGUGGAAGUUGAGAACCUGCUGGUAAGAGAUUUCAUCCUCGGUGACUCUUAUCAUUCUCGGCAAGAUCUGAGCAAGCAGAUUCAAACAGUACAGCUGCAGAACUAUCAAAUUGUGCAGUGUCGGUGGAGCAUGGCUGAAGAGGUGAAACCUCUUAAAAAGCAGCGACCAGCUCCAGCAGUAUUCCAGAUGAUUCCCUGCUCUGGUGUGCUUUUACCUGGAGGACAAACGACGGUCCAUGUCAUGUUCAGUCCUGUCAAAGGGUGUUCAUACAGCAGACGGCUGGUGGUCAGCGUGUCUGGCAGCAAGCAGCAGAUCUUCAUUACAGCUCAGGGUGAUGCUGAAGAGCCACAGCUCGAAUUCUGCCCAUCUGUCCUGGAGUUCGCACCGUGUCUUCCUUUUAGCUCAGAGUCUAAAGCCGAGGUCAGAGUGAAAAACCUCUCCUCCUUCCCCGUCGAGUUUUACUCCCUGGAGUUCGACACACAGUACCUGAAGGAGGAGGAGAUAAAUGGGUACUAUAAAGCUUAUUUCAAAAUUUCUGUUUGCUUGUCUAUAGAGCUGAAUGUUGGCAUGGGGGAGAAUGAAAUAGAGAAAGAUGGAAAAGAAAAUGAUGAGGAGAAACUGGAACCAAAUGAAGCGCCCGUUAAGAGGAACUCAUUUAGAAUGAAACCAGGUGUAUUCCUUCUUUCACAGUUAAUCAGAGAGGGAAUCGGUGCGAAUCAAAGACAGCUGGAGAUGACCCCUCUCACAAGAGCGAUCGACCGCCAUAUACAGUCUGUCCUUUCACAUGAUACAGCCACAGCAUAUGCGCACGGAGCAAUUGCUAUCAUUGUAUAUGGAGCUCCCCUGACAGAUAAAAGCAGCAUGGCAGCAAGUUUGGCAUAUCACUAUGGGGCAGUUUGCUUAAGUGUUGAUGCUGUGAUCACAGAUGCGAUUCAAAAUGGCGUUUCUCCAGCCAGCCUAUCAGCGAGACAACUUUAUGAUGCUGCUAAAGCUGAUUAUGAUCAAAAAAAGACUGCAGAAGCUGUUAUCAACAGCCUGGAUUCUAUUUAUACUCCGUGUCCAUCAAGCACACUUCAAGGUGUCCUCAAAGCCUUCAGUAAUCGCAAGCACAUCUACGUAGUCAACUUGUUUGACAGCUAUGUCGCCCUGAAGAAACGUGAAAGACAGCAGAGAGAAACUGAGGAAGCCUUACAGAAUGAGAUAGCUGAACAGGAGGAGAGGCACCUUUGGGAAUUGGAUCAGGAGAACUUUGAUGCCUUGCCUGAUGAAGAAAAGGAGAAUGUUACCCAGCGACACUUGGAGGCAAUUCAAAAAAAGAAAGAGAGGGAAAUUGACCAGAAGGCAAAAGAAGAUAUAGAAAGAAGGCAGGAAGAGGAGAAGCUGAAAGAGAGAGAUACGAGGAAAAAGAGGAGAAAAGAUGAAAAGCCGAAAACUCUGGAAGUUCUGCAGACGAAAACUUCACGAGAAAUAGAGCAGAGUAUCGUGGAUAAUCUGCAGUGUGAGUUUGAAAAAUACAAGCAGAUUCAGGCCAAGGUGGAUCAGAUCCUGCAGGUGUGGGACCGAGUCCAGGGCUCCCGAAUGGAUUCUGUUCUAGCAGAAGAUACCUGUCCAAGUUCAGAGGAACCUUUAAGAAAGAAAAAAACUGCCGUUAAAAGGAAUAUAAGAAAGAAAACUGUUAAAACUGUCCGAAGAGUGCAAAAUAUAAUCCCUCACAUUAUGGUGAAUGUAACGGCGAAUGGCUGCCAUAGUUUCCAAGAAAUGCUCUUUUACAGCCCCCUGCCUUCUUUGAAUACGAUUCUGGAUGACUUGAGUUCAACACCUAGUAGCCUUCGGCAUAUUCCUCCUGUCACACUCUCUGUUGUUGCUUUUCCUAAGCACAGGGAACAGCCUAAAGUUCAUCAGACAUGUUUCACCUUUCUGAAUCCAUCAUGGCAGAAUGAGGAGGAGGGGGAGAAGAAUGAUCCAGAGGAAAUCAAACAUAGAACAACUCCAAAGGAAAAGGCAGCAGGCUCUAAACGUCACAAAAGAGACUCCAAUUACAAGACCAAAGAGAAAAAAGGGAAAGAAAGUAGCAUGAGCAUAAGUCCUCACAAGAUCAAAUCAAAGAUUCCAGAGAGUUUGACUGUGUUCCGCUGGGUUGUACCUGCCUACAGUGAGGUUGUUCUGAAACUGGGGUUCUACUCAGAGUCACCAGGAAUCUUUGAGCAGGUCUUCAAUUUUGAAUUAGCUGGAAGCUGCAAACUCUACCAACUCACCUGCAGAGGAGUUUGCACCUACCCCUCCAUCUGCAAAGAUUACAGGACACUUUUUACUCACAGCAAGAAGGCAGCACAAGAGAAAGAAGACCUUCAGAAGACCUACGUAAUCAAACCUGGUUAUUUUGAGUUUGGACCUUUGCUUUACAGCAAGACACGAGAAAAAUACAAGAAAAUUCAAUUUUCAGAGAACUCUCAGAGGCUGGUAAUUCAUAACAACUGUGCAUUGGAGGCAGAGGUCCAGUUCAGUUUCCAGCAUGACACUCAGGCCACAACUUAUCUGUUUGAUCCUCCUACAAUGAAGCUCAAACCUGGACAACAAGAAGUGAUGACAGUCUGGGCAUUCCCAACCACUCCGGGACAGAUAAAAGACAGCUUAGUUUGCAACAUAAAGGACAAUCCUGAGCCUGUCAUUAUAAACUUUUCCUGCUGGGGCGUCUGUCCACAACUGGAGCUGGAGACCAACAAUUUAAACUUUGGCAGAAUUCUGCUGCACAGGAUUGACAGACGACGCAUCACGAUGCAUAAUAAGACAAUGUUACCACUGUCUUGGACACUGCAGGGUGUAGACGAUUUGGGAGAUGAGUUUAUGAUACAUCAAGAACAAGGCGUCAUUCAGCCAAACUCCUCCUUUCAUCUACAUGCGCAAUUUAGUGCCAAGAAACCAGUCCUCGUUAAGAAACAAUUACGCCUCGAGGUAUACGAUGUAGAGAAAAUCCUAGGAAUCCUGCAGACUGAAAACAUAACAGUUUAUGCUGAAGCCUAUGAUGUAGAUCUGAAGAUCGAUCCAGCCACCAGUUUGGCCUUUGGAAUAAUCAGAUGCCUUACAGAUGCAAAACAGCAGCUAACACUCACAAAUAAAGGAAAAUACGACUUAGCCUUCAAGUUUACCUUCGGGCAUCCUGACCCAUCACUCGCCAACAUAGGGUCCAUGUUCACAGUGUCUCCACAGAGCGGUACUCUUUUGGCCCAUGGGAAAGCCGAAGUGAUAGUGAUCGUCUGCAGACCGGAUAAGGAAGUCUCAUUGGAAGAAGAACCCAUCCUAAGCUGCCAGGUGAUUGAACCCAACUUGAGAGGAGGAGAAAUCAUAGCCAUCUUAAAUAUCAAGAUUUCAAUGCAAGCUGUUUUCUCCAGAUACAGGAUAACACCUGUAUGUGAUAUUGACUUUGGUCCGUUGGUAUAUGGCACUGAAAAAACCCUAAACUUCACCAUCGAAAACACUGGAUUCUUUCCAAUUAAUUUCAACCUGACCAGCAACGUCUUAGAACCUACUUGUCUCUACUUGGGCAUUUUUUCCGUGUCUCCCUGCACUGGAAAACUGCAGCCUGGGUCUAAGCAGCAGAUAAAUGUGUCCUGUGUUGCUGAAAGGCUUGGCACCUUGACCCAGACCCUGCUUAUUGACAUUAGUGACCGCAACCCAUUAGACCAGCCUGAUGGUAUCCCAUACAGACUGCUUGCUGAGACAUCGCAACAGUUGGAGGUUUUUGAUUUGCCGACAUCAACUCUGAACAUAGGCAGUCAGUCACACACCUUUGCUGUGGUCACCUUCACACCACAGGCCAUCCGUCCUUACAGCGCGGUGUUUGAAACCACAGUGAAAGCAUUCUACAGACCCAAACUCAUACCCAUGAACCAGACCCUGGAGUUUCAGCUGGCUGGAGAGGGGACUCUCCCCACUGUCAGUAUCUUGCGUCCAUCUCGAGUAAACAAUGAAGGAAACCCAGAAAUGCGUUUUGGACGAGCUUCGGUCGGACAGAGACGAACUUUACCUUUGGUGCUUCUCAAUGAUGGAAAUAUUGCAGCUGAGGUCCAGAUUGACAUGCUGGACAAACAUGGUGUGUUAAAAAUACAACUCCCUCCUGAGAGCAGCAGCAGUUCUGUCCACUCAUCAGAGGGUCACUUGAUUCACAGAACUACUGCAAAGCUAGACGUGAAUGAACAGAAGAGGUUUGAGGUCAGCUUCUGCUCCGACCAAUCGCUGACUCUUCAGACGACAAUGACAGUGCAGGUGAUGGACAACCAGUACAGCAACAGCUCAAUACAUGUGACAGGAGAGGCUGUUCAGCGUACUGUGUCCUUUAAUAACUUCAGAAGGUCAUGGCAGGAUGGAGAAGAUGAAGUGGGAGGUUGUUAUGACAUCAUUCAUUUUGGUGACUGCCAUGUGGGUCGUACAUACCAAGAAAGUUUCACCAUGACCAACCACAGCAGCAGCCAGGUGGUGAGGUUUGAAUGGCCUCCCAGUGAACCCAACGUCACGUUUUCACCACAGGUCCAGAUUGACAUGCUGGACAAACAUGGUGUGUUAAAAAUACAACUCCCUCCUGAGAGCAGCAGCAGUUCUGUCCACUCAUCAGAGGGUCACUUGAUUCACAGAACUACUGCAAAGCUAGACGUGAAUGAACAGAAGAGGUUUGAGGUCAGCUUCUGCUCCGACCAAUCGCUGACUCUUCAGACGACAAUGACAGUGCAGGUGAUGGACAACCAGUACAGCAACAGCUCAAUACAUGUGACAGGAGAGGCUGUUCAGCGUACUGUGUCCUUUAAUAACUUCAGAAGGUCAUGGCAGGAUGGAGAAGAUGAAGUGGGAGGUUGUUAUGACAUCAUUCAUUUUGGUGACUGCCAUGUGGGUCGUACAUACCAAGAAAGUUUCACCAUGACCAACCACAGCAGCAGCCAGGUGGUGAGGUUUGAAUGGCCUCCCAGUGAACCCAACGUCACGUUUUCACCACAGAUUGGGCAUCUUCAUUCUGUUUGUUCUAAGGACGUGACCGUCACCUUUUCCUCCAGUCAGCCGCUGACUCUGAAGCAGCCAAUCAGAUGUAAAAUCUGCCAGGUGGAGUUCAAGGAACCAAUAGAGGAGGUGGCUGACUGGGAUGACCGUCACCGAGCGCUGAAACGGCAAAAUUCGGGUUCUGAUGAAUCUCAAAAGCCUGAGAGUAAAAAGUACAGCCAUUCAAAAUGGUCAAUAGUCAAACGCCUGCAAAUGGCAGCCUCUUCCCCUUCCCCUGCAACUCCCAGCAAAAGCCCCUCCAACUUCCAGCCGCUGGCCUUCCCCUCAGUGCCAGAGACGGAUCCUGAGCCGGUCUGUUCUCAGGUCCAAGGCUCUCAGACGGAGCUGGAACUGGAAAUCAGAGCAGUUUGUGAUUAUUCAAAGUUUACCUGCAGCUGCGACACCAUUAAUUUCAAAGAUACUUUGCUUUUCCAAACCACACUCCAUCAACUGCAGAUUAUCAAUGUGGGCUCUGUACAAGUGGAUUUCUCCUGGCAAGUCCAAAUGGAUGCGCACAACAAGAUAGCAGAUCCUAUAGGAGAGGAGAGGAGGAGAGACGGCCGUUGCAGCAGCUUGCUGCCCAGUGCUGGGAGCAGUGUGACGUCACCCCGGAUUGGAAACCCAGGCCUUCCUCCCUUCAGCGUGGAGCCUAGAAGCGGAUCCAUAAAUCCUGGAGUUACUCAGAACUUCAACGUUUGUUUUUCACCUGUGGAAGUAGCUGAGUUUCAGGGCAGAUUAAUCUGCAGCAUUCCAAACAUGCAGAGGAGCGAUCAGGUUCCUUGUGUUACUGUGUCUGGUCAGAGCCUGCUCCCAGAGGUUCUUUUUGAGUUAGAGGACACAGACUACAUCAGGAACACCAGCCGACUUCUGGACCCUAGCACUCGGGUGUUAGAGCUCAAAGCCGUUGGACUUUCAACACCAACAACAAGAUGGCGUCUAAGUAUAUCAUGUGUUUCUGUUUGGGCAGGACAUGAAGUGGAGCAGACAGUUUAUCUGGUGAAUGCCGAAGAGGAACCUUUCCACUUCUCCGUCCUACAGUCAUCUCUUCUCUCUGAAGAUCAGCAGUCCAGCCUAAGUUUGAAGCCCAUGAAUGGCCCAGUGAUGCCCAAAAAUAGGUUACCACUGUUGGUGAGCUUCACACCUUCUUCAGAGGGAAAGUUCAACUUCAGACUGAAUCUGACAGUAAAGAGGAAGUUGGAACCACUCAUACUGAAUGUUAAGGCUGAUUGUUUCAUCAUGAGCGCUUUAGUUCAGAUUCAGGAGCAAGAUGGAAACCUCAGAGAGAUCUUCACAAACCAGGAAGAAACAGUAGACUUUGGAAAGGUGUGCAUUUCAGAACAAGGCAUCCAUCAUUUCCUGGUGUCCAAUCUUUCAAGGUCCAUUUUGGAAGUAAGCUUUGAGUUGACAGGCCCGAGAGAGAAACUUCAAUACUUAGAGGUGAAACCACAAAGCGAUGCUGUCCAGGUUGGGAAGCAGCUUCAGGCAUCAAUGUUCUUCUGCCCACAGAGCCUUUGCAACCUACAUGAUGUCAAAUUAAUUGUCAAGGUGAAGCAUGGCCCAACGUUUACUGUCUCUAUUAAAGGCGUAGCUGUAGCUCCCAGCGUUGAGUUCUCCUUCACCAAGUUCGAUUUUGGGAAGUGCUUCCUGUUCUCUCCGGGAAUGUCGCCAUCAUCACAAACUCUUAUCAUUCACAACAAGGACACAAAGGAAGUCAGUAUCAAAUGUCAGUUCAAAAACACGGCAUUCUUGGAGGUGGACUUCCAACCAGAUGUUUUGGGACCUGGAGCUGUGAUGGAGGUACCGAUCACCUUCUAUCCCCAGAGGACUUGUCACUACAGUCGAAAGCUCACCUUCGUCUUAAACGGCUGUGUCACCAGACAUGUGGACAUAGAGGGACACGGCACUGACUUAAAGCUGGAAGUCAAGGAUCCCCAACAAAAAAGGGUGAAGCUGGGAUCUCUGACUUUGGGUCAGAAGGUGAACAAACAGUUGGUUCUAAUCAACCGCAGCCUCUCAGACAUUUCUUUCACUCUAGCACUAAAGACAAAUACUCCCCUGGAUUCAAAGGACCUGUCUAUCAUUCCAGCAGGUGAACUGAUACUGAAAUCUGGUGGCGGCUCCUGUAAUGUUGAGAUUCAGUUCUCACCACAGCACUGCAUCCCUCCUUUCUCUGCUGAGCUGCAGGCAAAGUUUGCAAGCUUCUCCCACCCCCUGCUGACCAUCGAGGGCUGCUGCAAGGGGGUGGAAGUCCAUUUGGACAGGAACCAUGUGUCAUUUGGAGCCGUGGUCCAGCACUGCAAGGCCAGCACUAAGAUUGUCAUGAUGAGCUCCGGUGCUGCUGCAGCCAGAUUUCACUGGCAAACAGAUUUACCGGCAGAGUUGUCCAUCAAACCGAUGAAAGGAUACAUCCUCCCAGACAAAGACGUGACCUUUGAGAUGACCUUUGCCCCUGUGAAACUCAGUGAUGACAUACGAUAUGAGAAUCUGUCCUGCUUCAUCGAAGAUUCCUCCCCCGUUGACCUGACGGUCACAGGCUCCUGCAUUCCAGCCUCUAUCAACAAAGAGGGGUUGAAUUUUGCUUGUCGCGUUCGAAGCUGUCAAACUCAGAGCCUGUCCGUUACCAACCCGUCCAGUGAGCACUGUACCAUCAGACCUGUCAUCACGGGUGAGCAGUGGAGUGCUGCUCUCCUUCUGACCUUUGAACCCAACCAAAGCAAGACAUUUGACAUCACAUAUAGACCACUGACCGUAACCGCUGAUGGCCAAAAACACCUGGGAUCAGUUUUUUUCUCCUUUCCUCUUGGAAGGGGAAUGCUAUUCAACCUGCAGGGAACAGCUUCUCCUCCCAAAGCAGAGGACACUAUCACCUGUGAGCUGCCUGCCAAAACUAAACACGAUCAGGUCCUUGAAGUCAACAACUGGCUCUCCAAGAAACAGAGUUUCUCCGUGCUACUAGAAGUUGUUGAACCAGAGAAAACAGACCCUACGGUGUCCCUCAAGGGACACGAGUCCAUCGAGGUUCCUGCUUUGACAAAGAAAGACUAUAAGUUGUCUUUCUUUGCAUAUAGAGAGGGGGAUUACAACACCAAGGUGACGUUUCGUAAUGAGGUAACAGGUGAGUACCUGUUUUACCUCAUUUACUUUAAAGUUAGGCCUCCAGGAGUGCUGUCCACCAUCAAAAUGGAGACGCCUGUUCGUCGGGUAGCCUCAGCUACUGUAGAUGUGAAGAACCCCCUGACCACAGAUACCAGCUUCACCACCGAGUGUAAAUGUAGCGACAUUAAGGUCCUACCUCAGCUCACCCUCCCAGGACAGACCAAGGAUGUUCUGAGACUUGAAUAUCUUCCUCUUCAUGUUGGGGAGUCUACCUCUCGGUUCACCCUGUUCAGUAGUGAUCUGGGUCAUUUUCACUACAAUCUGCUUCUCAAAGCUCUGCCCCCACCAGCAGAAAAGAUGGUCCACUUCCAGGCUGCUCUGGGUACCUGCCACUCUAUCCCCGUUAAGUUCAUCAACUACUCCCCCAUCGUCACCACGUACACCUGUAAGACGGACUGUCCUGAUUUUAGCGUGGACAGUGCUGUCCACGCUUCGCCCGGGUUUCCUUUUGGGUCAGAGGUCAUGGUGGAAGUUCGUUUCGAGCCACAUCAGUUUGGGGAAGUGCGGGGACAGCUCAGCCUGGCGUCAGAAGAUGGAGGGGAGUACGUCUUUCCUUUGUGUGGCGUCUGCGUUCUCCCCAGACCUCAGGGACCUUUCAGCAUCAUGGCGGGUGGCAGCAUCACCAUUCCCUUCAAGAACGUGUUCCUGAAAACAACCACUUUCUAUUUGAAGGUUGACAAUCCCUGCUUCAGUGUGAAAGAGGUGGACAGCAUCCCCUCUAAAAAGAGGAAGAACAUUCUGGUGUCCUUUGAAGCUCCUCCAGGGGGGGCUGGUCAGCUUUCCUGGUCUGGAAAGCUGACCGUCAGCAGCCAGUGCUCCGAGGGCCACAGCGAGCAAUGUUCAUGGGUGUUUUACCUGCAGGGCAAGCUACCUAAAUGACUUUUUCAUUGCAAGCCAAAGACAGACGGCUAUGCCUUUUAUACGUUCACUCACCUUAAGUUUUCCCUAUUUUGUUUGUCUAGAUUUUAGAACGUAUAAUUUAAU